CAGACCUUCACAAUGCCAGGCGGAUUUAAGGUUUUUGGGGGUUUUCCUCCAAGUUGAUUCAUUGAUAUAUUGAAAUCGUUAGCCAUGAAUGUGCGCUAUUCAAAGUGUCAGAGUCUCAAACGUGACGCAGCAACUAGAUAGCAAGUCUUGUACAGAAGAGCGUUCACUGAGUAGAGCCUGCUUGGGUUGACACCUGAAACGCCCAAUGCGAUGUCUGUGAAAUUGUCCCCUCCCCUUUUGUGUUCUACGUUUCAAGUCAUUAAACAUUUGAAGCUCUCUGGAGAAACUGCUGCACUUGUGGAACAACAAGAUGCGGACGACGCUUCAUCUGCUGCUCCUGCUGAUCCCGUUUGGAGGAUACACGGGUCAGCCCACCUUCACAACAGAGACCAAAAACGUUGGACAAAGUGUCUCUCUGGAAUGUGUCCGCAACCCCUCUGAAAUUGAGGAUUAUCUUGCUUGGAUUCGAUUUGCUUCUGGAAGCUUUCCAGAAAUCUUAGGUCAGAUGCCAUCCUUUGAUAUGGCAGAACCCAAAACUGGGACAUCAAAGAGUGGACGUCGUAUAACAGUCAAGCAAGAGCCAGGGAAGUUUGUUCUGCAAAUUAGUUGGGUGCAAAAAAGCGACACGGCGCUCUACUACUGUUUCAAAUGGACAACAUGGGUUCAUAAACUGACAUUUUUGAAUGGAGUAUUUAUACAAGUUAAAGCCGACCCAGAUGCAGAGACCGCCGUCACUGCUGUCAGUCAUGACAAGAGCCGAUCGCAGUGCUCGUUCGUCUCUCGCUCUGGUAAUAAAACGUGUGAGGAUGGACACAACGUUUAUUGGCUCAGAGCUGGACCAGAAGAUUCAAAUCCCAACUUCAUUUACGCUCAUGACGAAUGUGAAAAAGUUGCAAAUGGCUCCAUGCAGAAAUGCGUCCAAGCUUUUCCAAACAACGCCGACGCCGGAACGUACUCUUGUGCUGUGGCCUCAUGA
Syngnathus acus (greater pipefish) is the source of this 976-nucleotide messenger RNA. RefSeq lists its product as uncharacterized. Bases 311 to 976 code for a protein of 221 amino acids. Lineage: Eukaryota; Metazoa; Chordata; Actinopteri; Syngnathiformes; Syngnathidae. The record is from RefSeq and is a predicted model, not a curated record. The transcript is spliced from 3 exons.